AAAGGUGUUACACAGAAAAUUGCCCCCAACAUGGGAGGUGCAGCGCAUACGAGUGCAUUGCAGUAGUCGGCGAAAGAUUAUUUGAACACAACCCGAUUUAUUAUACUGUGCCGUUUUGAUCUGAUUUCAGUGUAAAGACUAUAAAUAGACUCGUCUGUCGGAAGUCAUCCAGAACAGGCAACAGUUAAAGCCACGGCGGAGCAAGUUGAGUGUCUGUUUUUGUCUCCGGUCUUAAAAGCACAGUGUGUCAGUUCGUAUGAAGCUUUUAUUCCCAUUAAGAUUUGAAUAAUGUCAACGAGCUCGCUGGAUAUAGAGCUACAGGAGCGUCUGAGAGAGGCCAGUGCCAUCGGAGACAUUGAUGAGGUGAAGACUCUAGUGGAGAGCGGAGUCAACAUCAACUCUCAGAAUGAGAUUAACGGAUGGACGUGUUUGCAUUGGGCCUGUAAAAGAAACCACAAACACAUAGUGGCCUAUCUGUUGAACGCCGGAGCCGACAAAGACAUUCUAACAGCGAAAGAGGAGUUAGCCGUUCAACUCACUUCCAAACCUGAAAUCAGAAGACUACUUGGGGUGGAAGAGGAAGACGUGCCUGAGCUGAAGGAACCAGAGCUGCCAAUCAUCCCCAACUAUCUUUCCAACCUGCCCUUCCUGUACAGCAAGAUGGAUAACGACAACCUGAGCAUAGCACAGCGAAACGGCACCAACAAUCAUUCAGAGCCCCUGGAGUCAGAACCAGCGACUUUAUCUCCGACACAAGAGCAGCAGCUUCCGCCUCAGCAUCAGCAGCCCAAGAGCCUUUACUCAGACAGCCAGAGCCAGCAGGAGUUACCCUACAUCCCCGUGGUGGAGCAGAACGGCCUGCCCAUGGAGCUCUCCUCAGAGACUCAUCACACCAACCACUGCGAGUUUACACACCCUCAUCCCAUAGCACAGAACGGCCCAGUGUGUCCCACACUUCCUUCUCCCAACGGAAGCAGCGGCCAGCCGCAGGUCCCCAGUGCCACCGUCACCCGGCAGCCGUCCGUCCCGCAGCAGAUCAACUGCUCCCAGCUCGGUGGCUCCAUGCCAGCCUUCCAGCCCUUCUUUUUCACCAGCACUUUUCCUGUUAACGUACAAGAGCUCGUCCUGAAGGUGCGCAUCCAGAACACCAACGUCCGAGAGAACGACUUCAUCGAAGUGGAGCUGGACCGGCAGGAGCUGACGUACCGCGGCCUCCUCCGCGUGUGCUGCCGCGAGCUGGACAUCAGCGCAGAACACGUGGAGAAGAUCCGCAAGCUGCCCAACACUAUGCUCAGAAAGGAUAAAGACGUGGCACGGCUACAGGAUUUCCAGGAGUUGGAGGUGGUGCUGGAGAAAACCGAAGGCUUGUCACUGUUCUCCGGAGGUCAGGGAGGUCUGACCGACAGACCCUGCUACAACAUGAAGGCCUCCAGGCUCACCUACUAGCUUCACUUUAGAGACUCAGUUUAUCAGCGACCUGCUUCCUCAAAUCCCAAACAUUUCGGAUCCCAAAAUAUGCUCCCGUGUUGGGUUGGUAAAUGGUUCAUAUAACAUGUUAGCCUUAUUCCUCAUCUCCUUCAUUAACAGAUGCAUCCUUAGUGCCUCCUCCUCCAUUGUAACCAGAGAUAGCUUGUUCUUGUUGAUUUGAAUAGGCAAAUCCAUUCAACUUACGACUUGACUUCGGAAAAUAUUGAAAUGCACCACUUUUGUAUACUGUCUCACUGCCUUGCCUUCAUAUCGUGUCACUUUGAGAGAGUAGGCAUUUCAUCGUACAUCCAAACAAAUGUAUACUGUCCUAUCGCAAGAGGUCUGUCCAACAAUGCUGGCCAAUCAGCUGUUUAGUGGUUUGUAUGCCUGCAUUGAUUGCAUACCAAUGCAUUGAAAUCAAAACAUAUUUUGUUUGCCAGACAACUCUCUGUGCAAUUUACCAAAACCUUGCCAUUAUCGGGGAAGCGCCCUUUAUAUUUAACCCUUGAGAAUUCAGUGCUGUAUUUUGAAUGCUGUACACUGUAAGCCAAAUAACUCGUACUAUAAACUAGCAUGGACUGUUUAAAGUAGAUCGGCCUCAUGUGUGAACACAAAAUGUCCUUUGUUUCUCUUGAACUUAAUAAUGUAGCAAAAGAUUUCUUCGUUUUCCCCUGUUAGGAGCUGAAUUGGAGAUGAAUAAUAGGAUAUUUAACCACACAGAGCUUCCAGUCAGCAUCAUAUUGACUUCUCUGGAGUGCUUAGCUCUCACAUAUUUGAGAAGCAGGAUCUGUGUUCAAGAUAAUAGAGGUAACCGUAGUGCCAUUCUACUAAACACUUUGCUGUUUUAUGGAUUAUGAGCAUAAACAUAAAUUUCUGGUCGCAGUUUUGGUGGGAAUGCUUGAGGUUAGGUUUAGAAGCGGCGCAUAAACACUACAUUGUUGUAAAUUAGCUUUUGGACUUGAUCGAGAUUGUGUUACUGUGAGAAGAAUUUCUAAAGAUUUGUCUUACGAAUUGUUUUUAGUUUUCUCUUUUAGUUUUCUUGACUGUCUAACCAAGCAUACGGUCAUUAGACAUUUGUUAACAAUAUGCUUCUAUUGUUGAGAUGUAACAUUAGCCCCUUGGAAAGACGUUGAUAAAUUAUUGACAUUAAAGUUUUUUGUUUUGGUUUU
This is a messenger RNA of Cyprinus carpio (common carp), 2636 nucleotides long. Its product is annotated as ankyrin repeat domain-containing protein 40-like. Gene Ontology annotation, molecular function: protein binding. The record is from RefSeq and is a predicted model, not a curated record. Lineage: Eukaryota; Metazoa; Chordata; Actinopteri; Cypriniformes; Cyprinidae.